This is a messenger RNA of Caenorhabditis briggsae, 1302 nucleotides long. The record is from RefSeq and is a predicted model, not a curated record. Bases 1 to 1302 code for a protein of 433 amino acids. NCBI's taxonomy places the organism in Eukaryota, Metazoa, Nematoda, Chromadorea, Rhabditida, Rhabditidae. The transcript is spliced from 8 exons.
AUGUCAGAUUUUGAGGGAGUUCUUAAAUGUUGGGAAAAAUGCGAAGAACAACUGAAAAUCGUAAAAAAUGAAUUGGCUGAUGUUAAAAGGGAAAGAGAUGAGCUAAGGAAAUCAGUCCGCGAGAAGGACAAUCAGAUGCUGAACUUAACGGCUACACAUGGUAAAGCACUUGCGAAUCUGUACGCUAGAAUUGGAAAACAAAAGAAAGAAAAUCAGGAAGAAAUAUAUAAACUUCAAAACAAUCAUGAACAAGAAAUGUUAAAUCGAAUAGAAGAAACGAUCAUUGAAGCAAGGAAGGAAUCGGAGAAAAAAUAUAUUGAGGAAAGAGAAUUACUGGUCAGUCAAAUAAAGGAAAGUCAAAAAAGGCACGACGAAGAAGUAGCAACAAUGAAAUUGGCUCACGAACAGAAUGUAAAGCAACUGCGAGAAGAGAAUUUGCAGAAAUUCAACGAAAGAGAACAGGAUCACACAAACCAGCUGGUACUGAUAAAAGCUGAAAACACCGCGAAACUUGAAAGUUUAACCGAGCAGCUGGAGACGAGGAAUCAACUUAAUAAGGAAACAAUUGAAAAGCUGGAAAAAGAAAAUCUGAGAAUCAAACUGCAACAAAUGGAAAACUUUAACGAGUACCUGGAAAAGCUAACAAAACUGGAAUCUGAUAAUCAGAAAAUGAUACUAGAAGUCAGGAAACAACAAGAAGAUUUGCUGAAUAAGACUUUUGAAGAGAAAAAACAGCAUGAAGAACUGAUGGCUCAAGAGCUAUGCAAGACUGCUAAACAGAACCAGGAUGAACUGGUGCUUCGUAUAAGACAAAAUGCGAAUCGAGAACUGUUGAAAGAGUUUCGGAAUGUUUUGAAAUCCAUUCAACAAACAAAAGAAACUUUGAUGAAUAUUACGAUUCUAUGUUCGGAAGAAAAUGCAGGAAUGAAAGAUACAUCCAUCCUUGAGAUGAAUCUUCAUGAGGUCUCACAAUCCAAAUCAAGCUCCAUGCAUAAAAUGGAAUUGUUCGAAAUGUACGUUCUGAAUCAGCAGUAUGCUGAUGAAGAGGUUAUUCAAAUUUGUCAGAACUACCUCCGAUCGGUUGAGAUGUUAUUAGGAAGCAUUAAACUCAUGAGCAUGUACACGAGCCCUCUGACUGCCACUCGGACUGUUAAAGUUAAAAUUGAUGGAAUACGAGAAAAGGCUAUGGAGUUGUCUAUGGAAUUCGAAAGAAGUAGACAAGAAAUAACUGGAAAACUAAAACAAAUUCGUUCUGAUGGAAAUUUGUUCUUUCAGAAGCAACUUCAAGAAGAGAGCUCGUAG